Molecule: messenger RNA, 2796 nt
Organism: Pelecanus crispus (Dalmatian pelican)
Lineage: Eukaryota; Metazoa; Chordata; Aves; Pelecaniformes; Pelecanidae
Gene: ACO1
Product: aconitase 1
Source: RefSeq, a predicted model, not a curated record
GGGACGCUAAGGGUCUUGAAUAACCAUGAGCAACCCUUUUGUACGGAUUGUGGAGCCACUUGACCCUAAACAGCCUCUGAAGAAGUUCUUUAAUCUGAGCAAAUUGGAAGAUGUGAGAUAUGCACGCCUGCCAUUUUCUAUUCGAGUGCUCUUGGAAGCAGCAAUCCGUAACUGUGAUGAGUUCCUAGUGAAGAAGGGAGAUGUUGAGAAUAUUCUCAACUGGAAAGUGGUGCAACACAAGAAUGUUGAAGUGCCGUUUAAGCCUGCAAGAGUUAUUCUGCAAGACUUCACUGGGGUACCUGCUGUGGUUGACUUUGCUGCAAUGCGUGAUGCUGUGAAAAAACUUGGUGGGGACCCUGAAAAAAUCAAUCCUAUCUGUCCUGCUGAUCUAGUAAUAGAUCACUCCAUCCAGGUUGAUUUUAACAGGCGAUCAGACAGCUUGCAAAAAAAUCAGGACCUGGAAUUUGAAAGGAACAAAGAAAGGUUUGAAUUCUUAAAGUGGGGCUCUCAGGCUUUUAAAAAUAUGAGGAUUAUUCCACCAGGCUCUGGGAUCAUCCACCAAGUGAACUUGGAGUACUUGGCAAGAGUGGUGAUGGAUCAGGAUGGCUACUACUAUCCAGACAGUGUGGUGGGCACUGACUCACACACCACCAUGAUAGACGGCUUGGGAGUGCUUGGCUGGGGUGUUGGUGGUAUUGAAGCAGAAGCAGUGAUGUUGGGCCAGCCAAUCAGCAUGGUGCUUCCUGAGGUGGUCGGCUAUAAGCUGCUAGGAAACCCUCAGCCAUUGGUAACAUCCACUGACAUUGUGCUCACCAUUACCAAGCACCUUCGCCAAGUUGGAGUCGUGGGUAAAUUCGUGGAGUUUUUUGGUCCUGGUGUAGCCCAGCUGUCAAUUGCUGACCGAGCCACCAUUGCCAAUAUGUGUCCAGAAUAUGGAGCAACAGCUGCCUAUUUCCCAGUGGAUGAUAUUAGCAUUGGGUACCUGAUACAAACUGGCCGUGAUAAAGAGAAAGUUACGUACACAAAAAAGUAUCUUGAGGCUGUGGGAAUGCUAAGAGAUUUCAAGAACUCCUCUCAGGAUCCAGACUUCACACAGGUUGUUGAGUUGGAUCUCCAUACUGUCGUGCCUUGCUGCAGUGGACCAAAAAGACCUCAGGACAAAGUUGCUGUGUCAGAUAUGAAGGAGGACUUUGAGACUUGUCUGGGAGCCAAGCAAGGAUUCAAGGGAUUCCAAAUUGCCCCAGACCAACACAACAGCAUAGUCAAAUUUAAUUUUGAGGGCUGUGACUUCGAGCUUGCUCAUGGUUCAGUAGUGAUUGCUGCCAUUACAAGCUGUACAAACACCAGUAACCCCUCAGUUAUGUUGGGAGCAGGAUUGCUUGCUAAGAAAGCUGUUGAAGCUGGUUUGACAGUGAAGCCAUACAUUAAAACUAGCCUGUCCCCAGGAAGCGGGGUUGUCACUUACUAUCUGAGGGAGAGUGGAGUUAUGAGUUACCUUUCCCAACUAGGGUUUGAUGUGGUGGGUUAUGGCUGUAUGACAUGUAUUGGCAAUAGUGGACCCCUACCAGAGUCUGUUGUUGAGGCCAUCACACAGGGGGACCUCGUAGCAGUGGGUGUGUUGUCUGGCAAUAGGAAUUUCGAAGGGCGUGUCCAUCCCAACACCCGUGCUAACUACCUAGCCUCUCCACCACUGGUAAUAGCCUAUGCAAUUGCAGGGACUAUCCGGAUCGACUUUGAGAAAGAGCCUUUGGGAAUAAAUGCUUCGGGGAAGAAGAUUUUCCUGAAAGAUAUCUGGCCCACAAGAAAUGAGAUUCAGGCUGUGGAACGUCAGUUUGUUAUUCCUGGGAUGUUCAAGGAGGUCUACCAAAAAAUAGAGACAGUAAACAAAUCUUGGAAUGCCUUAGAUGCUCCUUCAGAUAAACUAUAUACUUGGAAUCCCAAGUCAACUUACAUCAAGUCUCCACCUUUCUUUGAUGGUCUGACUUUGGCUCUUCAGACCCCAAAAACAAUAGAAGAUGCUUACGUCCUGUUGAGUUUUGGGGAUUCUGUGACAACUGACCACAUAUCUCCAGCUGGGAAUAUAGCAAGAAAUAGUCCUGCAGCCCGUUAUUUGACCAGCAGAGGCUUGACUCCUCGAGAGUUCAAUUCUUAUGGCUCCCGCAGAGGGAAUGAUGCUGUCAUGGCCAGAGGAACAUUUGCAAACAUUCGCUUGGUGAACAAAUUUAUUGAUAAACAAGGACCUCAGACUGUCCAUUUCCCUUCUGGGGAAACUCUGGACGUGUUUGAUGCUGCAGAAAGAUACAAGCAGGCUGGCCAUCCUCUGAUUGUGCUGGCUGGGAAGGAAUAUGGUGCAGGAAGUUCCAGAGACUGGGCAGCUAAAGGACCAUUCCUCUUGGGUGUCAAGGCUGUACUUGCUGAAAGCUAUGAGAGAAUUCAUCGAAGCAACCUGGUAGGGAUGGGAGUAAUUCCUCUGCAGUAUUUACCUGGAGAGGAUGCUGGGACUUUAGGACUCACUGGACGGGAGCGUUACACGAUUAUCAUUCCUGAAAAACUAAAACCGCAGAUGAAUGUCCAGAUUAAGCUGGAUACUGGGAAAACAUUUCAUGCCAUCAUGAGAUUUGACACUGAUGUGGAGCUCACUUACUUCCACAAUGGCGGCAUUCUGAACUACAUGAUCCGUAAAAUGGCAUCCUAAUAAAAAACAUUAAGCAAAAACGUCCAGGUACAAGCCUGCUUCUGGUGAGCGCAAUAAAACUAAGGUAAUCAUAAAUUUGAAAGUGUGAACCAUAAAGUGAA